Molecule: messenger RNA, 1741 nt
Organism: Aplysia californica (California sea hare)
Lineage: Eukaryota; Metazoa; Mollusca; Gastropoda; Aplysiida; Aplysiidae
Product: beta-1,3-galactosyltransferase 1
Cellular component (GO): membrane
Molecular function (GO): hexosyltransferase activity
Source: RefSeq, a predicted model, not a curated record
GCCAGCUACCAGGUGUGUGCCGGCCGCCAGGUGGAGCUGGUCAUCUGUGUGCCGGUGUCAAGGAACAACGCCCAGGGCCGAGCGGUCAUCAGAGAAACGUGGGGCUCCCCGGGGCUGCUCAAGGCCACACAUCUGCCCGACAACACGCGUCCUGUGUUAAACAACACGGAAUCUCUGCUCAACCACACGCGACCUGUGUUUAACAACACGGAAUUUCUGCUCAACCACACGCGACCUGUGCUCUUACUCUUCUUCCUGGGUCAAGGCCAGCCCUGGGAGAGUCCACAGGCCCAGGAACAGAUUCGCGCGGAGCAGGAAGAGUUCGGGGACAUCGUGGAAGGGAAUUACGUGGACAGCUAUCAGAACCUGACCCUCAAGUCUCUCAGCAUCGUGCAAUGGGCGGCCACCUUCUGUAACGGCUCGCGCUACAUCCUCAAGGCGGACGACGACAUGUAUGUGAACGUGCCCCUCCUCCUGGCGGCCCUCCGGAACACGUCCACCCACAACCCGCCCACCCCCUUCAUCCGCGGCUUUGCCAUCACCGGCGCCGCCCCCAUCCGUGAGAAAAGCAGCAAGUGGUACACGCCCGUGGAGAGGUUCAAGGACAAGUCCUACCCGCGUUAUGCCUCGGGCACGGCCUAUGUCAUGAGCACAUCGGCCGCCGUGGCCAUCAGAGAUGUGGCCAGCUCCGUGCCUUUCUUCUGGCUGGAGGACAUCUACAUCACAGGUCUGUGCGCGCGGCGGGCGGGGGUGGAGCUCAUCAACGACAUCCGGUUUACUUACGACAAGCGGAAGGCAACAGGGCGGGAAUUUGUUCACAACAUCUCGGGACAUCGCUACUCCCUGCAAGAAAUACGGACAAUCCACGGGGAGCUCAGCAAGCUGAACUCUCCCACAAACCUCUGAUCACACACCUCUGAUCAAAGAACUCUCCCACACACCUCUGAUCACACACCUCUGAUCACAGAACUCUCCCACACACCUCUGAUCACACACCUCUGAUCACAGAACUCUCCCACACACCUCUGAUCACACACCUCUGAUCACAGAACUCUCCCACAAACCUCUGAUCACACACCUCUGAUCACAGAACUCUCCCACAAACCUCUGAUCACAGAACUCUACCACACACCUCUGAUCACAGAACUCUACCACACACCUCUGAUCACACACUUCUGAUCACAGAACUCUCCCACAAACCUCUGAUCACAGAACUCUACCACAUACCUCUGAUCACAGAACUCUACCACACACCUCUGAUCACAGAACUCUACCACACACCUCUGAUCACACACCUCUGAUCACAGAACUCGACCACAAACCUCUGAUCUCGGGACAACUGUAGGGGGACUCGGCUCUUCUGUAACAAAACAACAACUCAUAAAACCUUGUUGUAUUUUACAUGUGCGCAGACCACUGGGGGCAGCCCGUUAACCCAUCUGUCUGUAAAUACUGAGAACGUUAACCCAUCUGUCUGUAAACAUUGAGAACGUGAACACAUCUGUCUGUAAACAAUGUCCUAGUUCUCACAAACGUAUUGUGCAUGUUCACACAUGUGUGUGGUAAAUUUGAUCACGUGAUUUACGAAAAAAUCGUCUUUCAAAGUUUCAGCGUUUGCCAUGUCUCUGUCCCUUUGUUGUGUCAUCUGAUAUGAGAUAUAGAGUAAUAAUGAUAAUGAUGAUAAUGAUAAUUGUAACAGUAAUAACAAUAAAAGUGACUGUGAUCAUAACCAUUUAAAGAA